AUGGAUUUUACUUCUUCUGGUCCUAUUCCAGAGAAGGUGACAUUUAAGGUUACAAAUGGAUCAUCUAAAGAUUCUCAUUUUGUGAAAAAGAAGACCACAAUGAAGACAAAGGUAGUUUGUGAUAAAUAUGUUUCAAAAAAGAGUGAUUCUGAGAAGGAUAUAAAAGGUGGUUCUAAGAAUGUAGUCAAUGAUGUCUCUAAGAAGGAAGUUCAAAAUGUUUAUGAGAAGGAUGCUACUAUUGUAUCAAAUACCAAGGAGACAAGCAAUCUUGAUGUCACUGUAAACACAUCUAAUGUUUAUAUAAACAUCAAUUCUGGUGAGCCAAUCUUAACUACGCUUCCAGAAACAUCUUAUGUCACUCCAGUCGAUGGUUCUAUUUCCAUGUCCAAUAUGGAGCAGGCCAAAACAUUAAACGUCACUGUGAACUUAUCUAACAAGGACUCAAUGUUUCUAUGGUUAUCCUAUAUGAACCUAUCAUUUUUUAUUCUCUUCUCAAUUGAUAGAUCAAGAUCCACCGAUACUAUAGAAGAUGAAGUGAUUGAAUUUGAUGAUCUUGCAUUCGGUCCUGAAGAAGAUAAUAUUGAUGACAAUGUCAUUAUGUCAGGCAAGCAAUAUAAAAUUUUAAACUCCAUACUCAACACUAUUCACCAUUUUUUAGAUGAUAAUAUUGGGAAGUCUUAUGUAACUGGUGAUGAUUGA
Molecule: messenger RNA, 699 nt
Organism: Lactuca saligna
Lineage: Eukaryota; Viridiplantae; Streptophyta; Magnoliopsida; Asterales; Asteraceae
Source: the annotation of a GenBank genome assembly